AUGGCUGGGUGUGAGUUGCUGCAGGGCCUUGCUGCAGAGGCCCUGUACUGCUGCAUCAGAAAUGAUGACGAGCUGCCAAGGAGUGCUGCUGCUGCCCUCACGGAGUUGCUGCAGAGUGUGGGGCCGCUGCUGCUGCGUCGCAUAGGAGCAGAGGCGGACCUGCUGCUGCAUCGAGUCCGAACGUCUGCAGCAGGAGCUGCAGCGGGCGCGGAGGAUGAGAAGCGCCUGUGGCAGCUGCUGGAGGUGCUGCUGCUGCAGCUGCAGCAGCUGCCGAUCGCCCUGCAGCAGCAACUGUGUUCUUGUGUCUCGCUGCAGCUAGCCCCCUCAGGCCCUCCCCUCAGAAGAGCAGGAAGCAGCAACAGCAGCAACAGCAGCAGCAUCUUCACUUCAUCUGCUGUGCGCCCAUCCCCCUUUGUGGGGGGAAGCGCUUUGCUGCGGCGCUCUGUGUCCUCAGCAGAGGACGUCACUGUUGCUGCUGCUGCUGCUGCGUCUUUAGCAGCAGCAGGGACUGCAGCAGCAGCAGGAUCAGCAGCUCAAGCCACGAUGCUCGCGGGGAGGCCAAUGAGACGCUGCCUACCGUGUUUGCAGCAGCAGCCUCCCCCGCAGCAGCUGCUGUUGAAUAUGGCGAACAGCAGCACCGCCCAUCACCGUGCUGCAGGGGAGACGCAGGAGCAGCAGCAGGAAGCAGCAGCAGCAGGCUUUGCUGCUGGCACGUCGCCCACAGCAGCAGCAGAACAGCAGCAGCAGCAACGCGCCAACUUGGCCCAGAGGUUCCAGCAGGCUGGAGACGCCCUUUCCCCUCGGCGCUUCAUGAGGAGAAUGAGUUCGCCGCAGCGCCUGCAGCAGCCGCUGCAGCAGCAGCAGCAGCUCUACACUGCAGCAAGUCUUCAGGAGCGCGUGACGCUGCGGCGGAAGCACUUUUUAACCAUCUGGAUAGACACUGCAUCCGCAACAGGCGCUGCUGCUGCUGUCCUUGCCCGCGCAGCAGCAGCUCAACUUGCAACAGCACCAUCAGCAACAGCACUAGCAGCUGCAGCAGAAGCAGCAGCUGCUGCAGACGUGGUGUCCCGGAGAGAGCGCUGCAUGCAGCAGCAGCAGUUCCUGCUGCUCACGUGGCUGCGGCAGCUUUCUAGCGCCCUGAAGGCAACAGUUAUGUCUUCUACAGCCACAAAGCGGCAGCAGCAAGACUGCAGCACAGUUAAUGGGCUGCUGCAGCUGCAGCGCAUGCAGCUGUUGCCAGUGUGCACGCUGCUUGGCGUUGCUGCGGCUGCAGUGGGGUGCCUGCGGAGCGGCUUCCUUGCUGCGUCUGUUGCAGCAGAGCGACAGCAGCAGCAGCGGGGGCAGCAGCUGCUGCUGCAGGUGCUGCAGGAGCUGCAAGAGCUUGCAGAAGUGCUUGGGGGAGAAGGACGGCCUCGAGCAAUCUCCAGCGGCCUCUUAUCCCAGCAGCUGCUGCAGCGGCAGCUGCAGCAGCGCGUGCAGCCGCUGCUGCUGCUGCUGCUGUGUGAGCUAAGAGACACGUCGCUCCUGGCUCUAGCAGAGGCAGCAGCAGCAGCAAAGGCUGCGCCGCGUCUUGCUGCUGGCAGCAACCUAUCCGUCCCACCCACGCCAUGCGAAUCGCAGCAGCAGCAGCAGCAGCCGCAGCAGCUGACAGCAGCUGAUGUGCUGCUGGGUGCGCGGCAGCAGAAGCUGCAGCAGCUGUUGUUUGCUGUUGCCCUUGAAGAAAUGCGUCUUUGCACAGCAGACAGCCGCAGCGACGAGCUCUCAAGCCCUUCUUUGCUGCAGCCGGUUGCAGCAGCAGAUGCUGCAGGUGCGUGCAUGGAAGCAGCAGCAGCGCCGGCAUCAGCAGCAGCAGCAGCUGCUGCUGCUGCAACUGCUGCGGCCCGCUGCAGCGCCGACACCUGGUGGAGCUGCCGCGUUAUUUCUCGCUGGCUGCUGCUGCUGCACUUGAGCACUUGGGGAGCAGCACCAGUAUCAACCGCAGCAGAUGCAGCAGGUGCAGCAGCAGCAGCUGCAGCAGGCUCGCCCAGGCAAAUGCUUGAGCUGUUCCGCUGGAGCAUGCAGCAGCUGCAGCAGGGGUUGCUGCCGUUGCGGCGGGCUUUGCCACGCCUUCCCCAGCUGCAGCAGCAACUGCUGCAUUUGUCGCAGCCAAGGCAGCAGCAGCGGCUCGUGGUGCAGCUGUCGCAGCAGCUGCAAGAGCAGCAGCAGCUGCUGCUGCAGAGCAUGAGCUCGCUGCUGCGCCACCGCAUCCGCAGGCUUGAGGCAGCAACAGUUUGUUUCUUUGCUGCAACCCAGCAGAGUCAGCAGCAGGGAAAACAGCAGCAGCAGCAGCAGCGGCAAAAGCAGCAGCUGCUGCGGCAGCGCACCCAAGACUCAUCUUCACAGGGUGACUCCCUACUGCUGCUGCAGGCCGACUCCGCGUUGCAGGAAUUUGCUGCUGAGUGCAGCAGCAGCAGCAUGCGAUACAAGUCGGACGUGACUGCAGCACAGCUUGGGGAUAUUUGUGCGCUUUUUAUGCGGCAGCAAGAAGCCCGCUGUUUGUCCCUCAUGCUGCAGCUGCUGCAUUCUCGCCAGCAGCAGCAGCAGCAGCUGCAGCUGCUGCUGCAAGUGCUGCAGCAGCCGCAACACCGGGAUCCGGAAGGCGGAUGGAAGGCUCCAAGUGCCAGUGCUGCACCUGUUGACCUGCUUCUGCUGCAGCUCCUGCCGCAGCCGUCGCUGCUGCUGCUGCUGGGGACAGUGCAGCAGCAGCUGGUGUCAGCUUUUGCGGCUCCAGCCACAGUACCAGCGGGGCCCAGACAUAAGCGCGCUCCAGAUGAAGUUUCUUUUGCUGUUGCUGCUGCAGCAGCUGACCUGGCUUCUCAACAGCAAAGACAUGCGCAGCAGCAGGCGGCGUUGCAUGCAGCCGCCGCCGCAGCAGCAGCAACUGCAAGAGCCCUCAAGGGUUGUUCUUGCUCUUGUUGCAGCUGCAGCAGCAAAGCAGCAACCUUUAUGAUAUCCCUCACUGCGGAUUCUCUGCGAGUCGCAGCAGAAGAAGCAGCAGCGUCUCUCUUGAACACAGGAGCAGCAGCAGCAGCAACAGCAGCAGCAACAACAACACCGACGCCCUGCCUUUGGGAGGCCGCUGGCUCAACUCUCGCAAGAGGCAUUGGCGCGUGCUUCCUGCUGCAGCUACUGCAGCAGGAGCCGCACACGACUGCCGAAGGCAGCAGCAACAGCAGCCACAAACUGCAGCAGCUUGUGUCGCGCAGGCAGCAGCAGCAGCAGCGGACAGACACCGCGUAUGGCGAAGCUAGGUCCUCUAUAUUAGGAGAUAUUGCUGCUGCUGCUACAGGCGCAUUCGUCACUGCAGCAGAAAAACGUGCUGCAGCAGCCGCAGCAGCUGCAGCGAGCGCUGCCAUUUGUUGCCACUGCCUUACGCUGCUAGCUGAAGCAGCAGUAGCAGCAGCCGCUGCAGGACGCGUUUUGUGUUUAUCUUUCCGAUCCACUCUCACACAGCUGUUUUUUCUAGGGCUGGAUGUAUCCCUGAGAAUUCAUUGGAGUCUCAAAGGCCACUCCAAGACUCACCCAGCAUCACCUGCUGCGCUGCGACUUCGACACGAGCUGCUGCAUUUGGGCCGCGCCCUUGUCAUCUGCGGACAGCAGCAGCAGCAGCAGCAGCAGAAGCAGCAGCAGAAGCAGCGGCAGUACCAAGCUUGUUGUUCCGUUCACGCUCCGUACUAUGCACCGUCAGCUGCAGCAGCUGCUGCAGACCUGUGGCUCAAUGUUGCACUGCAUGCGGACAUUGAAUGUAAUUCAACUGGGGAGAGGAGGCAGCAGCAGCAGCAGCAGCAAAAGCAGCACAAGCAGCCGCAGAAGCAUUCUCAUCUGCAGCAGCAGCAGCAGCAGCAGCACAGGGAGGUCCUGCGCGCGCUGCUACACACCGCAAGCCUAUUAACGGGCCCCGUAGUUGAAAGCCAUUUCUUUAUGUUGCGCAGCAGCAGCUUUGUAAGUGGUGACGCUGCUCAUACUCACCUGCCAGCGGAUGCUGCUGCUAGCUCGUUGCCCCGUCCCCUGUUACAGCUGCUUCAGCAGCAGCAGCAGCAGCAAGAGCAGCCGAAGCAGCAGGAGGACCUUUCCCAAAGUCACGCCGAGCGAAGGCUGCAUCAGGCUGCAGAUACAUGCGCUUUGGCAGCAACGUUUGCUGCUGCUUGUCACAGAGCAGCGAGCGGCGGCAGCGCCUGUGAGGCGUUGCGCUGCCUCCAUGCAGUUACGGACUGCAGCAGCAGCAGCAGCAGCAGCAGCAGCGGCACAAGUAACGGCAUAUCUAGCCCUGCUCAAGAGGCCAAGAGGGUUCUCAGAUGGAAGGCUUUAAUGCUAGCGGUUGAGCGGUGGGCUCAAGCGCUUGUCGCUGGGCGCAGCAGCAGCAACGGUUCGGCCAGCAGCAGCAGCAGGAGUUGCUUUGCUGCCUUGUGCAGCAGCUGCAGCAGGCGGAGCGGCAGUAGUUCCUACUGCGCAUGCACUCCAGAGGCAGCAGCUGUGGCAGAGGGGGCUGUGGCUCUUCUGCUGCUGCUGCCUGCUGCUGUGAGGUGCAGCCCGAAGGCGCCACAGCAGCAACGGUGGAAUUUCGGGUGCAUGCAGCCGCAGCAGCAGCAGCAACAGCAGCAGCAGGAGCCCUUCCCUAUUGCCCCGGCAGCAAUCGCAUCUCUGCUGCAGCAGCUGCUUGACGCUGUUCCGGCUGCAGCGCAGAGCAGCAGUUUCGUGGGGGCUCUGCUGCAGGUUUUUGUGUUGCUGUUCUCCAAAGAAGAGAAGCAGCAAAAGCAGCAGCAGCAGUUCUUGCGACAGCAGCAGCAGCAGCUGCUGCAAGGCCACAAAAGGCAGGAUGAGCAGAACGGACAAGUCCAGGAGCAACAGCAAGAUACGCUUCCGAAUACCUCCGCGCUGCUGCAGCUGCUGCUGCAGCAGUUGCUGCACUCAUGGGCUGCGAAGGGAGUUGCUGGAUUGGCGCUUUGUCUUUUCGGUGCCCUUCUACUAGUUGAUGUGGACCAGCAGCAGCAGCAGGAACUGCAGCAACAGAAGCUGCAGCAGCAACAACAGAAGCAGCUGGUAGAAACCGAAGAAAACUAUAUAGUAGAGACCCCGCUGCUCCAGCAGCGAGUACAUUUGCUGUCUCUGGAGCUGCUUCUGCUAAUUUUAGAAGGAGCAGCAGCAGCACGCCGACGCUCUCUGGUGGCCGGAGAGGACGCAGCAGCAGCAACAGCAGCAGCAGCGACUAGCGAGUGGCGGCAGCUGCAACCAGAUGUGGCAGCUCAGCUGCAGCAACUGCAGCAACUGCAGCAUCAGCAGCUUAAGUCGCUGCAACCGAAGCUCCCGACACAGCAGCAGCAAGCCCUUAAUGCCGCUUUUCUUGCUGCACGGUCAACACAGCAGCAGCUUCUGCAGCGCUGCUGGUUGAUGCUGCUGCGAGAGUCUUUCAGCAGGUUGGGGAAGUGUUCCGAAGCAGCAGCAGCUGCUGCUGCACCUUUGCUACUGCAGAUAAAAGUGCCUCGGAUUUUCCAGUCUGCUGCUACUGUACAGAGCGCAACACUGGAGUUGACGAGGCUCCAGCUGCUGCUGCAGCAGCAGUCGCAAGCAUUCGUGCCUCUGUUCAGCUGCAGCAGCAACAGUCGCCCCCAGCGAGCUGUUGCUGCUCCUUCUCCGGAUUUGCUGUUGCGCAUUGCUGGCCAAACAAGUUGUGCUGCCGCUGCAGCUUACGGGCCGCUGCUGCACAUGCAGCAGUGGCGAGAUGAGCUGCUGCAGAACAUGUCGCGGCAGCUAGAUCUACCCGGACUGCUGCUGCAGCAGCAGCGGCUGCUGUUGCAGCCGCAAGACAAAGUCGUGCAGCAGGGCCAUCUCGCUUGCGGGGGCAAGAGGGAAGCCUUUGCUGCGCAGCUUCAGCUGCUGCACCAGCAGCAGCUGCUGCUGCAGGAGCAGCACGCGAGCACAAGGCGCAGCACGCUUCGCUACAGCUUAGAAACCCUAGCUACUCAAAUGUGGGGCCGCGCAGCAGGUCCAUCAGCAGCAGCAGCUGCUGGUGGCGCUCGUGCUGCUGCUGGGGAAUCAGACUUGCCUGAGCUGCUCGACGCCUCCGCAGACGACUGCAGCAGUGGCAGCGGGCCCUGCUGCUGCAGCAGAGGCAGCAGCUGCGCCAGCAAUACGGCUUCAGCAGCAGCAGAAGCGACAGUGUCCCUCCCUCUGGCUUACUUGCUGCUUUCAAAGUUUGCUGCGCGCAGCGGAGCCACGGCAACUCUGCAGCUGGGGUUGGAGCAGCUGCAGCGCAGCAGCAUUCUUGGGGGUCCUGUUUCUGCGGGGCGGCUGGACAGCGCCUUGCUGCUCUUCACGGUCCUUCGCUGCUGCCUUUCUGCAGCUACUUGCUGCUGCUGCUGCUGCUGCCCACAGCAGCAGCAGCAGCGCGGCACUGCCUGCUGCUUGGCCCUUCAGGAUGGAGCCUCCAUUCAGCACUUGCUGCUGCAGUGCAACAGCACAUUUGCUGCUGAGCAGCAGGCGCUGCUGCGUGGCAAAGGUGCAGUGUCUGGCGCGCACAUGCAACGGCUGCUGCUGCUGCGGUGUACGUACACUGCAGUUUGCUGCUUCCUUCAGCGCCCACCAAAGGAAGGCUGGCUGCGCCCGUGUGAAUGCGCUGAUGUCAGAGCAGCGGCAGGAGCUGCUGCAGCUGCUGCAGCUGCUGCUCUCCCUGCAGGUGCGUUUUGGCCAGCACCAACUAGAAGCCCUAGCAGCGGCAGCAGCAGCAGCAGCAGCAGCCGCGCGUGCUUUUGCUCCCCCAAGCAGCGACUCGCGACCCUCGCGGAAUCAAUGGCCUUCAUUGCAGACAUACUAGAGCCGACCAAGCUCGACAGCAGCAGCAAAAGGAACAGCUGCUGCAGGAACUGCUGCAGCUGCCGCAUGAGCAAGUGCUGCAGCACUCUCUGCAGCGAGUCAACCAAGGGUUGCUUUGAUUGCUGCAGCAGCACCAAACGUGUAUCACGCCGACAUCAACUACCCACUGCUGGUGUUCCUGGCUGCAGCAGCAGCAGCUCUUGCUGCAGCAGCAGCAGCUCAUGCGUCAUUAAACAAAGGGCCCCUCCUGUUGCUGCGCUUCUACGGCUACUGCUGCUAGAGGAAAUAGAGCGCCUCGCAGCAGCCUUCUGCUAUGUCGUGCCCCAAAUUGCUGCUGAUGCAGCAGCAGCAGCAGAAGCAACUGCAGCGGCCGCUGGAGCAGCAUCUGUUGCGAUGGAAGCGAGAGCCGCAGCAGCAGCUCAGACUGCCAGCAGCGGCAGCAGCAGCACCAGUACAUCCGUAGAGAGUGUCACACCUCAUAGGCUUUAUAUACUGGAGCUUGCAAUGCGUGCAGCAGCAGAUGCUGCAGCCUGUGCUGCUUCAGCAGUUCAGUGGCCCGCUGUUGCAGUUGCUCCACACAGGGACUUGUGGCUGCUUCGACGCCUUCUGCAGCAGCAACCAUCGACAGCAGCAGCAGCAGCAGUCAGGCGCAGCAGCAGCAGCAGAGGUGCCUCAGCUGACAAACAGCCGCAGGGGCCGAAAAGGAAGCAGAAGAAACGCAGAGAGCUGAGCACAGACUCUGCAGCAACAGCGGGUGGAGCGACAGCAGCAGCAGCAGCAGCAGCAAAUAUGCUGUUGGAUGCCCCAGUGUCUCUUGUUGCUGCAGCGGCUCAACGGCUGCAAGCCUUUCCCUUCUUCGUUGCUGCUGCCGAGACAUGUGCUGCUGCUGUUGCAGCGGCAGAUGACCCCACGCUGGCAGUGAGAGAAUUGCUGCUGCAGCAGCAGCAAACGCCUGCCGGCGGUGCUGCUGUUCUGUGGCGCCUGCUGCUGCUGCUGCUGCAGCAACAGGUGGUGGACUGCAUACGGCCUUCACUCGUAGCAGGAAACAGCCAUAUUUACGGGGCUGCUGCAGAGACACCGCAGCCCUCCCAGAAGGAGCGGCAGCGCCACAAGCAGCAGCAGCAACAGCAAAUGCAGCACGCGCAGCAGGUGCGGCCUCUGCCGGCACUGGGUCUGGUCAUACGUUCUCUCCUUUACUGCUCCAACUCUUUGCCUGUUCAUGGUUUGCUGCUGCUACUGCAGCAAAGCACGGCAACAGCCCUUGCAGCGGCCUGCUGCAUUAGCAGCAGCAACAGCAGCAGCAGAAACAACAGCAGGCGCCACAGCAUAGACAAAUCAGCUGCUGUCAGUGAGGUUGCGGCUGUUGGACCUAUUCAGAUUCUGCGUGCUGCAGCCUGUCAGGUGCUCAUGCUCAGCAGCAUCAGCAGCAGCAGCAGCCAUAGCAGCAGCAGCAAAGUACAGGUGACGCAGCAGCAGCAUCUAUUCUCUUUCCUGCAGCCCCAGCUGCUGCAGGCCCUUCGCGUAGACCCGGGGAGAGCUCUGGAGGUUGCCCUUAUUGCCGACUUCUGCAGCCAGCAGCAGCACCACCCGUUGCAGCAGCAGCAGCAGCAGCAGCAAGGCAGUGGACUUAAAGACAGAGACAAAUGCACCUACAGGCAGCUGUCGCUGGCCAUGCAGAUUGACUCUGCUGCGAAUCUGGAGGGCAGCGACCCCCUCGCCGCGAAAGCCAAGCAGCUGCGAUGGGAGCUGCUCCGUUUGAUGGGCGCUGGAGCUCGCGAUUACUUGGAGCGCCAGCUGCAUUAUUGGAAGACUAUUAUAGGGCUGAGUGGGCAAGCAGUGAGCCUUCCCCCCUCUGCGCGGAAGGCCUUUUUUGUGCAGCAAAUUAGAGAGCUGCAGAAGACGAUGCCGUGCGAGGGCUUUUGGCUGCUGACAGAAGAAGUCAAAAUUGCGCGGCCUUUGCCUGAGUCGGCAGAGGCGAUGCAAUCAGCAGUGAAGGCUCCUUUCCUCUUGUCUUUUGAAACUGCUGGAGGCGCAGAUAAGCGCUCAUGCAUCUUCAAGCUGCUUGACGACCUGCAGCAAGACGCUCUCGCCGUACAGGCAACUAGGAUGUGCCUGUCCACGCUGAGUCUAGCUGGGGAAUCUUCUUGGCUGCGGCCUUACGGUGUCACUGCUGUCAUUCAAAAGGCAGAUACAGCAGGGCAGCAGCAGCAGAAGCAGCAGCAACGAUGCAGGAGCAGCAGCAGCAACUGUGACAUGGCUCACGGCUUUCCUAGUUCUUCCGCAACAGAUGCGGCAGAGUCUGUAGCAGCAGCCGCUCCUGCUGACAGCAGCAGCAGCAAAAGCAGCAGCCUGCCUGUAGUGCCUGACGGGCUCUCAUCUGAUUCGCCUGCUGCUGCUAAAGGCGCAGCAGGCUCUGUGGCAGCAGCAGACUUUCCAUUCGCAGCAGCAGUGGCAGCCUCAUCGUCUGCUGCAGUAGCGUCACAAUCGUCAGCAACAGCAACUUCAGCAGCAGCAAGAGGGCGAGGCGCAGGCUCCCAGUUUGGGGGGGCCGUUUCUGUUGUCGAUAAUGCCUACAGCCGCCACCAGAUUGGAAAGACUUUUGGUUGUUCUUUGGUUGAGUUUUUUGCACUGGCCUUUCCUAAGGGCAGCAGAGUCGGCAGCAGCAGCAGCAGCAGACGCAGCAGUCUCAAGCGCAGCGCCACAGCGACAUUGGCGGCCGACGGAGAUCCGCAAAAUGCAGCAGCAGCAGCUGCUGCUGCUGCUGCUGCGGCAGCCGCGGCAGCAGCUGCAGGCAGGGGCUCUCCAGUAGGACUGGCCGAUAGCAGACAGUUUUUAGGAGGCACCGAGGAAAGUGAUAUUGACGAGCUGCAGCAGCUGCAGCAGCAGCAACAGCAUCAACUGCAGCCAGCGCUGCAACAACCUGUGGGAAGCCCGCAGCAACAGCAGCAGCAGGAAGAGCUGCUCUUGAGCCAAAGACCUAGCCGCAUACCUUUGGAAGUUGCAACACAGAACUUCGCCGACUCCUUAGCUGCGUAUGCUGUUUUCAGCUACCUGCUGCAGGUGAAAGACCGGCACAACGGGAACGUGCUGCUGUCGGUGCGUUCUGGGCGUUUGCUGCACAUCGACUUUGGCUUUAUGCUGGCGAUGUCCCCUGGGGGAGAUAUGGCCUUCGAAAGAGCUCCUUUCAAACUCACUGCGGAAAUGGCCAAUCUCCUGGGCAAGGAACACGGCGUGCUCUUCAGGGACUUCUCCACCAAAUGCAUCCGCGGGUUCCUGGUGCUCCGGGAGCAAGCGGACGACUUCAUUGCCCUCUUUGAUGCAAUGCAGCUUUCUCGAAUGGCCUGCUUUAAACCCUCUGCCGUAGAAAACCUCAGGUCCCGUUUUCAACUGCACCUGUCUCCGCUGCAAGCCGCUGCCUUCAUGGAGACAAAAAUAAGAGAAGCUCUCCAAUCAUUCACGACGAGGGCUUACGACCUGGUGCAGCAGCUGCAGCAGGGCAUUCAACACUGA
Molecule: messenger RNA, 10359 nt
Organism: Eimeria tenella
Lineage: Eukaryota; Apicomplexa; Conoidasida; Eucoccidiorida; Eimeriidae
Product: phosphatidylinositol 3-and 4-kinase domain-containing protein, putative
Exons: 21
Coding region: 1-10359 (3452 amino acids)
Biological process (GO): phosphatidylinositol-mediated signaling; phosphatidylinositol phosphate biosynthetic process
Cellular component (GO): cytoplasm; membrane
Molecular function (GO): phosphatidylinositol kinase activity
Source: RefSeq, a predicted model, not a curated record